Messenger RNA from Cladophialophora carrionii CBS 160.54, 810 nucleotides. RefSeq lists its product as uncharacterized. The transcript has a single exon. NCBI's taxonomy places the organism in Eukaryota, Fungi, Ascomycota, Eurotiomycetes, Chaetothyriales, Herpotrichiellaceae. The record is from RefSeq and is a predicted model, not a curated record. The coding region runs from base 1 to 810 and encodes 269 amino acids.
AUGGCGUGGACGUUGGUCACGCCGUCCUCGAGAGGUAUCGGCUUCGCGUUGACGCGCCAUCUAGUGCGGACGCUUCCUCCAACAGUCCCGAUUGUCGCAACAGUACGAUCAGACCUACCGGGGGUCAAGGAGAACCUGCUUGCAUCACUUGAGCUGUCACCAGAACAAGCAGCCAGGCUGGAUGUUCGAGAGUGUGACGUCCUGUCCGAACCGUCCAUCGAGCAGCUGGCAGGAUAUUGCAGAGAUCGAUAUAAUGACAGAUCCAGGGACAAAAACGCGCACUUGCGCUUGGGAUUCAUGAUUCCUGGCAUGUUGGUCCCCGAGAAGGCACCGGACAAGAUAGAGUACGAGUCGGCUUUGAACACACUGAAGCUCAACCUCCUGGCACCCAUGAUGCUCGUGAAGCAUUUCGCCGGCUUCCUACCACGAAAACCAACAUCCCUUGAGCCAGAGGAGGGUCUUCCCGAUCCGGCUGUACUGGCAUUGAUGAGUGCCCGGGUCGGCUCCAUAGGCGACAACCGCUUAGGUGGAUGGUACAGCUAUCGUGCGUCAAAGGCAGGCUUGGGCCAGCUCGUCAAGUGCACCGAUAUCUUCCUGAAGAUGAAGAAUGGUCCCAAAGCAACGUGCAUCGGGCUCCAUCCGGGGACGGUCAAAACUAGCCUGAGUAAGGAAUUUUGGGAAAGCACACCCAAGGAAAAGCUAUUCAGUCCCGAGUUCGCCGCGGAAAGGUUGCUCAGGGUCGUCAAAGGACUCGAAGAAAGCGGUGGGGGAAGGUGUUGGGACUGGCAAGGCAAAGAGAUUCCUCCAUGA